Pistacia vera is the source of this 1997-nucleotide messenger RNA. RefSeq names its product CBS domain-containing protein CBSX6. Lineage: Eukaryota; Viridiplantae; Streptophyta; Magnoliopsida; Sapindales; Anacardiaceae. The record is from RefSeq and is a predicted model, not a curated record. The coding region runs from base 527 to 1834 and encodes 435 amino acids. The transcript is spliced from 2 exons.
AUGCAAAUUAUAAGCCUUGAUCCGCCGACAACAAUCGCCCUGUUAAUUCUCCAAAAAUAUCCAAUCUCUUCUUGUCCUUUCUCUAUCUCCGUAACAGCGAGUACAGCAAAGAAAGCAAUAAAAGUCUCCCUCCCUCAAUAAUUUGCUCCCAUCCAAUCUGCUCCACCCACAGCACCUCCUUUUUCUCCUUCAUUAAGACCCCUUUUUUCUGACAAAAAUAUAGCACGAAACAAUCAGGAACCAGCACAGCACAACACAAUUAUAGGAACAGAAAAAUAGCGUCAGUAUUAACAUUUCUUUGAUGGGCUUUAACCACUUUCUUCAAUGGCAAUUUACCCUCUCAGCUUCUUCAGCUCUUACUCUCUUUGUCUUCUUUUGAUCCUAUACCGCCGACCUAUCACUCGUUUUCAUCUUCUUCUCAUCUUUCUUCACUCUCUUUUAUAACCCACUUUUUUUUUUUGAUUUCUUUCUUUGUUGUAUAGCUUCUUUGUUGAAAGAGUUCGUGUUUGUUUGAGAGAUUUUGAUUAUGGCAUCGGUGUUUAUAUACCAUGUGGUGGGGGAUCUGACGGUGGGGAAGCCAGAGCUGGCGGAGUUUUAUGAGACGGAGACGGUGGAGGCGGCGAUAAAGGCGAUUGGGGAGUCGACGGAGUGUGGAAUUCCGGUGUGGAAGAAGAGAUCACUGGUGGGGAUUGAGAAUAAUGAGAUGAGGCAACAGAGGUUUGUGGGCAUUCUUAAUUCUUUUGAUAUUGUUUCGUUUCUGGCUAGAGCUGAGUGCUUGGAGGAUCAAGAUAAGGCUACGAAGACUCCGGUUUCUGAGGUUGUUGUUCCUAAUAAUUCUCUGUUGAGACAAGUUGAUCCUGGCACAAGAUUGAUAGAUGCGCUGGAGAUGAUGAAGCAAGGCGUGAAGCGUCUUCUUGUUCGAAAGAGUGUAAUGUGGAAAGGCAUGAGUAAGAGGUUCUCAAUUCUUUAUAAUGGUAAAUGGCUCAAGAACAUUGAUCCAUCUUACAGCAGCGGCAACAACCUCAUUGCCAACACUAACCGCCCUUCCUCAUCAUCCACCUCCUCUUCCCGCGACAAGUUUUGUUGUCUUUCUAGAGAAGAUGUCAUUCGUUUUCUAAUUGGUUGUCUUGGUGCUCUUGCUCCUAUUCCUCUCUCGUCUAUCUCCUUACUUGGAGCCAUCAACCCAAACUACAGCUCCAUCGAAGCCUCCCUUCCAGCCAUCGAGGUUACUAAUAAGCCACCUGGAGACCCCAGUGCAAUCGCAGUUGUGGAGCCCACCCAGGAUGGUCAAUAUAAAAUUAUAGGAGAGAUUUCAGCUUCAAAAUUAUGGAAAUGUGAUUAUUUAGCUGCAGCAUGGGCUUUAGCCAAUCUUUCAUCUGGGCAGUUCGUGAUGGGGGUAGAGGAUAACAUGACCCCAAGAUCCCUUCCUGAUUACUCGGUUAAUUCACCAGUCGGAGAAAAUAAUACAGCCAAUGGGGUCGGUUCACCAAGACCGAGAAAGUUCUGCAGUAGGAGCAUCGGAUUUAACCCUUCUAGUCCAAGCUUGGGUAUCAGUAGGACCUCGAGUUUUGGUAUGAGCAGAAGCAUGUACAGGGGCAGAAGUGCUCCAUUGACAUGUAAAAUUACAAGUUCAUUAGCUGCAGUCAUGGCGCAGAUGCUGUCUCAUAGAGCAACUCAUGUGUGGGUGACAGAAGAUGAAAGCGACGAUGUCUUAGUUGGCGUCGUGGGCUAUGCUGACAUCUUGACCGCUGUUACAAAACAACCUACGGCAUUGAAUCUGGGAAAUAUGGGAAAUCGAUCAUACGAAGGGUUUGCAACUGAAAUUCAAUCUUGAAUUAUUCAAUUUUUCUUCGUUAGUUUAGCCUAUUUGCAACUUCAUGCCUCAAGUAUAGAGGAGAUUUGGAUUGUGAGGUUUAUACUAGUUAAUUUCUUGAUUGUCAGAGAACGAUGUAUGAACCAGUUAUAAAGUUAAGAAGUUUGUGUGCUCUUUUUAUUUA